GCACACUCCGCUGCAGUCAAUUAAGAAGGCCUCUGUCGAUCGACCCGACCAACGUUCGCCCCCCUCGCUGCGGGGAACAGCUGCGCCCACCGGAGCCCGCACCGGCCGACGCGUGCUCGGGCGCUUGACGCGGUACGCGACUCGUGGGUGCCGUCCCGCGCCCCGCGUCUCCGCUGCUCUCGACCAUGUCCGCACAAACAUUCACCGUCAACGAGCGUGUCCUCUGCUACCACGGCCCCCUCAUCUACGAGGCCAAAGUGCUCAAGACUGAGACCUGGGACGCGUCCAACACUCAGUCCGGCGUCGUUGGCCCCCACUACUACGUCCACUACAAGGGCUGGAAACAGACAUGGGAUGAGUGGGUCGAUGCGUCGCGUCUGCUCAAGUUCAACGAGACGAAUAUCGGUCUGCAGAAGGCGCUUCAGUCGCAGUCCCAGGCCGCUCAGGCCGCCAGUGCCUCCUCUUCGAAAGCCGCAAAGGCCCAGUCCGGAAAGGACGUCGCCGGUGCGAGUGGGCGCGGCGGGCUCGGAGGGCGCAAAGACGGUGCACGGGGCACCAAGCGCGGCAGAGACGAGGAUGAGGGCACGCGCAAGCCCGAGAUGAAGCUGAACGUGCCGGAAACACUGAAGGUGCUGCUCGUGGACGACUGGGAGGCCGUUACCAAGAACAACCAGCUCGUGGGGCUCCCACGAAAACCGAGCACGAUCGACGUCCUCGAGGACUUCAAGCAGCACGUCCUCGCCCAGGGCGCCUCGACACAACUGAAAGACCCGAAGAUCCUGCUGCCGACGAUCAUCGCGGGCCUGCAGACGUACUUCGACCGCGCGCUCGGCGCGAACCUGCUCUACCGCUUCGAGCGCCCGCAGUACGCGGAGAUCCGCAAAAAGUACGUGACGGGCCCGACGGUCGUCGUCGGGCAGGAGAAGGAGAUGAGCGCGAUCUACGGCGCGGAGCACUUCCUGCGCAUGCUCGUGAGUCUGCCGCAGAUGGUCGCGAGCUCGAGCAUGGACGGCGAGUCGGUCGGGUUAUUGCGGGAGUACGUGAACGAGCUGCUGCAGUGGAUGGCGGACGAGAAGGCGCGGAUAUUCGCGCCCGAGUACGAGAGCGCGAGCAUCGCGUACCAGAACAUCUCCCGCUCGUGAUCGCUUUGUUGUGCUGUACUGUGAUCGUUUGCGUGUACGAUAUGAAGUCUUUUUCUCG
Messenger RNA from Trametes versicolor FP-101664 SS1, 1200 nucleotides. RefSeq names its product MRG-domain-containing protein. Gene Ontology annotation, biological process: chromatin organization; regulation of DNA-templated transcription. The coding region runs from base 186 to 1142 and encodes 318 amino acids. Gene Ontology annotation, cellular component: NuA4 histone acetyltransferase complex; nucleus; Rpd3S complex. NCBI's taxonomy places the organism in Eukaryota, Fungi, Basidiomycota, Agaricomycetes, Polyporales, Polyporaceae. The record is from RefSeq and is a predicted model, not a curated record. The transcript has 7 exons.